CUUACGCCGUUCAUCUGCUCUCUCUCAAUCGUCUCUCUCUCUCCUAUCCGCUCCCUCCUCCCUCACUAACCCACUCAUGCUCGCCGACAUCUGGGCCGUCCUCAAGGCCUACGGCGACCUCGGCUUCACCUCGUUUGGCGGGCCGGGCGUCCAUGUCGUGCUCCUUCGCAAGCGCUUCGUCGAGAAGAUCAAGUGGGUCGACGAAAUAACGUUCCUCGAUCUUUUCGCUCUUGGAAACGCCCUCCCCGGACCAGGGAGCACGCAGCUGGCCUUUUCCAUCGCCGUGGUCGCCCACGGCGUCCUACCGGGUCUCAUCGCCUUCCUCUGCUGGUCCCUCCCUGGCGCGUUGGGCAUGCUGGGCCUUGGCCUCGGCAUCGCCCAUAUCCCCGAUACGCUGCCCGCCAUCGUGCUUGCCCUGCUUACUGGUCUGAACGCCGCCGCAGUAGGCCUGAUUGCGCUCGCGGCCGAGCAACUUGGGCGCGCAGCUGCCACGGACCGCGUCACGCUGCUCCUCGUGUGGCUCUCCGCAUCAUUCGGGAUAUGCUAUCAUGCGCCGUGGAUGUAUCCCGUGCUCAUCGUCUUCGGCGGCGUAUCCACCCUGCUUUGGGAUUUCAGGCGACAGCUUUUCAUCGCGCCGGCGCGUCGCGCUACCCGCAGGGUGCGGCACGAGCCGCCUGACGAGGGCAUCGAAAUACCGUCUAUGCCUGAUACGCCCGACGCGCGCUCAACCCGGCUAUCUACUGAAGAUGUCACCGGCCGCGCCUCUCGCGCUUCCCGAGCCUCCCGCGCGUCCACUUGCGAAGCUGAGGUGCGGGUCGAGCGCCGCGCUUCUACUGAAACACCCUCGGAUCGCGCGGUGGAAGAAGCUGCGUCCGUCAACCGUCUCCGCGUCGUCUCAACGCGUGUUGCCAUCGCCCUUCUCCUUGCCUUCGUCCUCUUCCUCACCACGCCACUAGCCACGCGCGCUGGCCUGCAGAACGCGGGCCGCGCAGUCCCGCGCGCCCUCGACUUCUUCAGCAACAUGGUUGUGGCCGGGACAAUCAUCUUCGGUGGCGGCCCCGUCGUCAUCCCUCUCCUGCGCGACUACGUCGUUGUCGAGGGAUGGGUGUCAGACCGCGAUUUCCUGCUCAUCUUUGCAAUCUUGCAGGCCUUCCCUGGCCCAAACUUCAACUUUGCCGUCGCGCUUGGCGCCCUCGCCAUCGGGCAUAACCGCGGACUGGGUGCAUUUCUCGGCUACGUGGGCAUUUUUGGCCCUGGCAUCCUCCUCAAGCUCGCCCUGCUCCCGCUGUACGCCAACUGGCGCGACAAGGCGGUUGCGCGGUCCAUCAUCCGUGGGCUCAAUGCGACGGCGAGCGGGCUCGUCUUCACCGCCGUAUGGCAGCUCUUCCUGGUCGGCUAUGUGUACGUCGCGGCCGACGGCGAGAGCAGGCAGGCGGUCAGCGGCCCCCUCACGGCCGACCCGUUCUGGGCCGUGGUGGCCAGCGGGAGUUUCCUUGCGUGCAGGAACUACAAGGCGCCGCCAUGGUUGGGCGUCGGCGGUGGCGCUGUUGCCGGCCUGUGUUGGUACGGCGUACAUCUGAAAAACCAGGCGUAGGUGCUGGCAUUGGCGAGUAGACACAUAUGCGACGAUCUUGAGUCUGGCGCAGGCGU
Messenger RNA from Cutaneotrichosporon oleaginosum, 1650 nucleotides. RefSeq lists its product as uncharacterized. Gene Ontology annotation, molecular function: chromate transmembrane transporter activity. Gene Ontology annotation, biological process: chromate transport. The record is from RefSeq and is a predicted model, not a curated record. Lineage: Eukaryota; Fungi; Basidiomycota; Tremellomycetes; Trichosporonales; Trichosporonaceae.